Messenger RNA from Didymodactylos carnosus, 1551 nucleotides. Lineage: Eukaryota; Metazoa; Rotifera; Eurotatoria; Philodinida; Philodinidae. The record is from the annotation of a GenBank genome assembly.
AUGAACGAUUCUCAUAAUCGUACAGUAAUACCUGUAACAGUUAAUUCAUCUGACGAUCAACGUUUUAUACCAUUUCGUUCAUCUGGAGCAGAAUCUGAUAUUUCUUCUCGUAUGUCCGUUAGAAUGAAAGAAUUUGAAGAAGAAUGUCAAAGAUGGCGUGAAAAAUUUUUUAAUGAAUCUCGUAUAGAACCAGGUGGGAUACCAUCAUCAUCAUUACCAUUAACACGGCCAAGAAUGCGUGUAGAUUUUCCUGAUUUUCCCGAAUUUUCAACUGAUUGGCCUGCGUGGAGAGGAAGUACAUUGACUAGUGGUAGUAAUAAUAAUCAACGGAGUUUUAUUGAAGAAGAUUAUGAUGGAAGAAAAAAAUAUAAAAUACAGUUUGAUAUUGGUGAAUUUAGACCCGAAGAAUUAAAUGUUAAAGUAGAAGGACGACUAUUAAUUGUUAAAGGCGAUAGACAAGUAAAAGUUGGUAAUGCAACCGAAUCGAAACAAUUCAAUCGUGAGUUAACAUUACCAGAAUUUGUUGACAUUCAAACAUUACAAUCGUACCUAUCUCCUGAUGGAAAACUAACGUUAGAAGCACCUGUUAUCAUGGAUCGUGUUUAUGGUUCAAAUGCAUCACAGUUAGAACAUCGCCAAGUAAAUCCGGGAAGAAUAGUUGACACAACAUUUAUCGGUGGAAGACAGCCUACAUCAUCGUUUGGAACUGGUGCAUUGGGUGUCGGAGGAAAUACACAAUCGUCAUAUUCAUCAACAUCUUCGUCAUCAUACAGACAAGAUGGCGGAAAAGAUUUCGGAAAUAGUAGUUUUCAUCGUAAUAGUCCACUAAGAGACCACAUAGCAUCUACAUCUUCAACAUCGUCAACAUUGGGUGGUGGAAGUAGUUUGUUAAAUAGUCAAGGACCAACCACGUAUUCGACAAUAACGUCUCGCCCUGAUUAUACAAUAAGCGAUAGAGGAGAUGGAACAAGAGUCAUUAACUAUACAUUUAAUCUGAGCGAAUUUGCUCAAGAAGAUAUUGCCAUUCACGUUAAUGAUACUAUGCUAAAAGUAACAGCCAGUAGAAAUGAACAAGAUGGUCAUAGUUCAUCCUUGAGAGAAUUCAAACGGGAAAUUGGUUUACCAGACGGAGCAGAAGCCAAAAAAAUAACGAGCACUCUAAGCUCUGAGGGUACAUUAAACAUUCAGAUACCCGUACAAGAUUAUCGACCAUUACCAACGCCCAUACCAUCCCAGCAAUAUAAUCUCGGUGGCGGAAUUGAUACAUAUUCAUUAGAUGAUCAACAAUUAAAAUUUACAUUUGAUUUAAGUGGUUAUAGACCUGAAGAUGUCAAUGUAAAAGUGAACGAAAAUCUAUUGAAAGUACAAGCUAUACAUAUCGAUAAUAGUCGUGGCAAUCAGAUUAAUCGAGAAUACAGUCGUCAAUACGCUCUACCAAAUUGGGUAGAUAUUGAUAGUUUAAGAGCAAAAAUGAGCGAAGAUAGUAUACUAACAGUCGAAGUACCCAUUCCUCAUGAUCGCAUUGGAUUACGUGGAAGCAAAUUACGAUAA